GUUGCUUCGAUACUUUCGUCUAGCAUCCCGUUGGCAAACUCUCGAAAAUAAAUCCAACAGCCCACUUCUCACCAACGAGACUACCGCCGAAUCUCUCCACCUAGCCGCGUCGCUGCUCAGAAACCUAGUGCCCUGGUGCUUGUUACUGUUGCAACCCGUCUACUUCUUUCGGUGCCAACUUGUUCUUCUUGUUCUCUUUUCUGGAGCGAACUAAAGCAACGAGCCACCCUCGGAGCGGCCCGAGGUGUAUCUUUCAUGGAUGGACAAACGCAAACAGAGCGGCUCACAAUUGCGUGGCAAACCUUCACAUGAAUCCACGGCGGGAUCCUCAUCAUGGUCCCGUGAUCUAUCGCUGAAGGGAGGGAGGCCGUCGACCACAAUGGGCAGUACAGAUUCCUUCACCGCCACUUGUUCAACACCCCCGAGCACAGCAUCGACCCAUCAACUGCCCAAAGAUUCCUCAGAGUCGCAUGCAUUUAGCGCAAAUGUUGGACUUGACGACGAUCGGCUGUCAUUAUCAAGCGCUGCAUCCGCUGACAUCGAUAAUGUGGAGUACUAUCCUGCGGAAGAUUCUUCCGAUGGUUCAGGACCCGAGACUGUCAAGACAUUGAAACGAGCUUCAACUACCCAGAGCUCAGGUCGGCUCUUGCGCUAUAUUUCCAGAAAACUGGGAAGGAGUUUUAACAAGAAGGCAGGGUUUCGGGGCAAAGCUUUCCUCCCUAAUGACCAGAUUGAAAGGGAGCGAAACACAUCAACUAUUCUUGGAAGUGCUCGAUGGAAAAUUGUUCUUGUGUCCCGUGAGGCCCAAGAGGGUGCUCGAUAUAGGGACUGGCCCGGGACUCUGGCCGUUGCCCAGAAACAUCCCGAAGCUCUAAUAUUGGGUGUUGAUGUUGAUCCAGUGAAACCACCCUACCUGCUACCAAACUGCCGCUUCGAGAUGAUGGAUGCCUCUCAGUCAUGGUCGUUUGAUCAGAGUUUUGACUUCAUUCAUAUGCGCAUGGUAGGUGAGCUGCCAAAUGGCAAGCACAAACUGUUUGAAACCAUGUACGAGCAUCUGGCCCCUGGUGGAUGGAUUGAGAUAACAGAAUGGCUUGUCAAGUUCCAGUCUCCGAAUCACUCCCUCAACAUGUUCAAUAUCUGGAACAAGAACUUCAAGCGGGGACUCAAAAAGUUCGGAAGCUCGCCUUUUUGGGCAUUGCAGUGGAAACAGAUCAUGCAAGACAGGGGCUGCCUGAAUGUCACAGAGAGAAGAUAUCCGGUUCCUCUGAACCCAUGGGCACCGGGCAAGCGGUUGCAGAGGCAGGGUUUGAUGAUGGCGGAGAACGUUCAGACAUUCAUCGAAGGUGCCACCAUGCCGGUCUUUACUGGUGCCCUUGGCUGGACGCACGAACAAGUCCAAGAACUACUAGUGAGCUUGAAAAGAGAGGUUGCGGACACGAAUGUUCAUGGGUUCCUGACACUGUAUGUCCAUCCGAUUUUCGGUUCAAUGCUUGACAGCUCACAAAGAUGUAGCAUGACCAUUUGGUGCCAGAAGCCUAGAGAAGGCUCAUCGAUAUCGUCAUCGGCCAAGACAAUGAGGUCUGUCUCAUCUCAAGCAACAGCUGCUGAAAGGGGACCAUUCUAG
This is a messenger RNA of Truncatella angustata, 1624 nucleotides long. RefSeq lists its product as uncharacterized. Bases 260 to 1624 code for a protein of 454 amino acids. Lineage: Eukaryota; Fungi; Ascomycota; Sordariomycetes; Amphisphaeriales; Sporocadaceae. The transcript has 6 exons. The record is from RefSeq and is a predicted model, not a curated record.